Polychytrium aggregatum is the source of this 749-nucleotide messenger RNA. RefSeq names its product cytoplasmic dynein light chain 2. NCBI's taxonomy places the organism in Eukaryota, Fungi, Chytridiomycota, Chytridiomycetes, Polychytriales. Bases 129 to 398 code for a protein of 89 amino acids. Gene Ontology annotation, cellular component: cytoplasmic dynein complex. The record is from RefSeq and is a predicted model, not a curated record. Gene Ontology annotation, biological process: microtubule-based process; cilium assembly. The transcript has 4 exons. Gene Ontology annotation, molecular function: dynein intermediate chain binding; dynein light intermediate chain binding.
CGCGGCGCCCUGGCCCGGCCAAAAAAAGCGCUUCGGCGGCCAGGCCCUCUCUCCCCCUCAUCGCCCGCGACCCUUGCUCUGCCUCGUCCCGCCUGCCCUCGCCCCAUCCCCAGAAGCAGCCAGCCACCAUGUCUGAUCGAAAGGCCGUCAUCAAGAACGCCGACAUGAGCGAGGAGAUGCAGCAGGACGCUGUCGACUGCGCCACCCAAGCCAUGGAGAAGUACAACAUCGAAAAGGACAUUGCCGCAUUCAUCAAGCGCGAGUUUGACAAAAAGUACAACCCCACCUGGCACUGCAUUGUCGGAAGAAACUUUGGCUCCUACGUCACGCACGAAACCAAGCAUUUUAUCUACUUCUAUCUUGGUCAAAUUGCAAUUCUCCUGUUCAAGUCGGGAUGAGCUGGCUAUGCGGAACGUGCGCCCAUAUCAAUAUGAAACUCGCUUCAAAUCAUAGAUAUCUGCCUGGUUCGGAAGAAGCUUUGGUGUCGCGGUAUUGCGUUGCUGGGCGGGCCGGCGCACCGCCCUGCGCGCUUCAUCAACAGCCCCAUCGUCUCCUCGGCUCUGUGGCCUGCUUCCGCGCCUGGGUGUCUUCCACAUCGGUGUGCUCAAUAAACGGCUAUUCAUCUUGAUGCGGGUGGGCUGCGUUCCAUGAUUCCCAUGAAGUCGCGGCUCCUGUCGAGGUCGGGCUCGGCCCAGAUCCAGUCGCCGGCGCUCGCGGCUGGAUGCCUCACCAACGGCGAUCUUGUGUGC